Messenger RNA from Tilletiopsis washingtonensis, 288 nucleotides. RefSeq lists its product as hypothetical. Lineage: Eukaryota; Fungi; Basidiomycota; Exobasidiomycetes; Entylomatales. The coding region runs from base 1 to 288 and encodes 95 amino acids. Gene Ontology annotation, molecular function: structural constituent of cell wall. The record is from RefSeq and is a predicted model, not a curated record. The transcript has 2 exons. Gene Ontology annotation, cellular component: fungal-type cell wall.
AUGCGCCCCAAGGCGCGCCGCCACGCCACGGGCCAGUGCAGCGUCGGCACGCCGCAGUGCUGCAACCAGGUCGUGCACGACCAGGCCAAGAAGGAUGUCUUCUCAGCGCUCGCCGGCAUCAAGGAGCUCACGGGCCCCAUUGCGCUCGACUGCUUCCAGCUGCCCGUCAACGUCAUUGGUGCUGCUCUCGCGGCGCAGAACACGUGCAAGUCGACGCCCAUGUGCUGCGAGAACGUGACGCAGAGCGGCCUCGUCAACUUUGGCUGCACCAACCUGCCGCUCAACUAA